Melanotaenia boesemani (Boeseman's rainbowfish) is the source of this 9631-nucleotide messenger RNA. It is a transcript of the gene chd9, whose product is annotated as chromodomain helicase DNA binding protein 9. Bases 204 to 9245 code for a protein of 3013 amino acids. Gene Ontology annotation, molecular function: ATP-dependent chromatin remodeler activity; ATP binding; protein binding. The transcript is spliced from 39 exons. NCBI's taxonomy places the organism in Eukaryota, Metazoa, Chordata, Actinopteri, Atheriniformes, Melanotaeniidae. The record is from RefSeq and is a predicted model, not a curated record.
GUGGUCGCCAGCAGGAGUACAACUAACAACACAACCAGAACUUCGCCGAUAACACCCUGCCUGCAUUGAAGUCCGGAGUUGCGCUUUGUGGCUAGUUUCAGGUACACUAUAAUGGGCAUGCUGUAGCGCUGUAGGUGGGCUCAUUGGGACCAGUUUGGAUCCAGUGGUGCUUCCAAGAUUCCCGUCACCCUCUGGCUUUUGCCAUGGACUUUUUUGACGACCCCAACCUCUUUGUUGAAGGUUUGGAAGGGCUGGAUGAGGAUGGCUUUGCUUCAGCACCAUCGCUUGUGGAUGAGCUUAAUCUCAGUGCUGACUUUGAACCCCUUCAAGUGGAGGCACUUGGUCCAGGAAAGCAUCAAGACAUGAUGCAAUCAAUCUCUUCCCAACAAGCUUUGCCCAGUUACAGCCAGCCGAUGGGUCAUUACAUAGGUAUCAAGGCACAGAGUCCCAUGGAGCAGGCAUUUUCUGGUCCUCAGAGCACAGGAGGUGGCAUGAUUGCAGAGCAACAUGGCCAAUACCACAAUGUCACCAUUAGUCAAGCACCUCAAUCCAAUGGCCUGUUCUGUAACAGUGGCAGUCCAAUGUGGGGAAACCAAGACCAGAAUGGAAAUGUGUUUCAUCCCUUAACUCAACAGCAGCAGCAUCAGCAACAACAGUUUUGUCAUCAGCAACUGCACAACCAGCAACUUCAUGCCAGACAACAUGCACAGCAGCAACAUCCCUCUUGCCAUCAUCCACAGGAGGAGCAGCAGCGCAGAAUGCGACAGCUGCAACAGCAGCAAAGUCAUCAGCAACAGCUGUUGAACCACCACCAACAAAUUAACACACCGAAUGUUUCCUUGCAGCAGCAUCAGAACUUCUCCUUUCACCAUGGAGGUCAAUCCAGCAGCCAGCAGCAAUUACAGCAUUCUCAGCAGCAGGUUCAGCGCCAACUAUCUGUAAGAGAACCACAGUUUCAUUCAAGGUUUAUUUCAAGUAAGUCUUAUUUGGAAAGUCAGAAUGUCUCUCUGAGUGGGACUUGCCUACAAACGCAGCAGCAGGGCAGCUACCAGAUGGCUAGGAGAGGUCAAGCCUUCACUGGAUCAGGACUGCAAGACUCUGAACUAUCAUUCCCUAUGCAUUCAUCAUCAAUAGUUCCCUCCCUGUCUACAUGCUCUGUCAGCCCUACUAAUGCUUACCAACCAGCUCAGUACCCUUCCUACCCUGGAGAGUCAGAAAUACCCAGCCUCAGUCAGCAGUCUUUAUCCUCAGCCUCAGUAUCAAGGCCCACAACCACCAGACCACUUACAUCUACAGUGCCUGAACUAUCAGUGACAGCAUGCCAGUUUGAGUCUACAGCUCUUAUGAGUCAGCUACACACUAGAACAACUGUUAGCCAGGCAGAGGAGUGUCCCUUCCGAGCCCUGCGCUGUUCUGGAGAAACCCAGGGAAACUGCAAGUCAUCAGAGAUGUUUGGUGGGUUAAUGAGUUGUUAUCCCAGCAGUGCUAGCCACCUGCCCUCUGAGCAGCCUCAGAACUGCGGGGCUAUCAACACUAAUGGAUACCAGGCUUUGGGAGACAAUCUUCUACCAUCAGAAGACCGGGAUGGAGACUUGGAAGGCCUGGAGCCUCCUGACCUCUUACCUGACUUACUUCCCCAACUGGAGGAUGCUUUCAAGCAACAGGAUGAAUCCAGCGUUUCUUGGAUUGAUUCUAGGCAGCAGAGGGGAUACGAGAAUGGGAAAUCGACAGCUACUGGAAACAAAGAUGAGAAGCCUCGAAAGAACGCCAAUGGUCCCGGUUGCCAGGUGCGGGUCCACAGCCCCCCAGUGAAGAGCAGCUCAUCGUCCUCCUCCUCUUCCUCUUCAUCUUCAUCCUCAUCUAGCUCCUCAUCAGAGAAGAGGGUGCCACGGAGGACACAUCAACAGAUGGAGUCAUCUCAGCAGGAAAAACAGGAGAAGGCCAAUAGGAUAAUAUCAGAGGCUAUUGCCAAGGCCCGGCAACGAGGGGAGAAGAACAUCCCGCGAGUUAUGAGCCCAGAAAGCUUCCCCAGCUCUUCGGCUCAGUACAAGGCACACCGCGACCGGGAGCACAAGGGAAACGGCAAGGCUCGACUCAAAGAAAAGGCUUGUAGGAAGGCCUGCAUCAUUCCCUCCUCCAAGUCGAAGCAGAAGUCCAAGAUUGGGAAAAUUGUCAUCAAGUUUGGAAAAAGGAAAAAACGAAAGCCAGAUUCUUCAGAGGAGGAGUCAGAUGACGAUCCUCCCCCUCGACACACUUCUAAGGACGACUCUAAGAGACGAUCUAAUCGCCAAGUGAAGAGAAAGAAGUACGCCGAAGAGCUAGAGGCCAGGCUUUCAGAUGAGGAAGUCAAGGUUAUCGUCAAAGCUAAGAAAACCGGCGCUGCAGCAUCCAAGGAACCUGCUGUUCAGCUGUUUGUCGAGAAUCCCAGUGAAGAGGAUGCUGCCGUUGUUGACAAGAUCAUGUCUUCUCGUAUUGUGAAGAAAGAGGUUUCUCCAGGGGUGAUGAUUGAAGUGGAGGAAUUUUUUGUAAAAUACAAAAACUACUCCUACCUACACUGUGAGUGGGCCACGGAGCAACACCUGGAGAAGGACAAGAGGAUUCAGCAGAAGAUCAAACGCUUCAAGAUAAAACAAGCACAGAGGGCGCUCUUCUUUGCAGAUAUGGAGGAGGAACCUUUUAACCCUGACUACGUAGAGGUGGACAGAGUGCUGGAGGUAUCAUACUGCGAGGACAAAGACACAGGAGAGGAGGUGGUGUACUACCUGGUGAAGUGGUGCUCGCUGCCAUACGAGGACAGCACCUGGGAGCUGAAGGACGAUGUGGAUCAGAGCAAGAUUGAAGAGUUUGAGCAGCUGCAGACAGUCAAGCCAGACUCGCGCAGGAUGGAGCGGCCCCCAGCCAACCACUGGAAGAAGAGGGAACAGUCGAGGGAGUACAGGAAUGGCAACAUGCUCAGGGACUACCAGCUUGAGGGGGUCAACUGGCUUCUCUUCAACUGGUACAACAGACGCAACUGUAUCCUGGCAGACGAGAUGGGUCUGGGAAAGACCAUCCAGUCCAUCACAUUCCUGGAGGAGAUCUACCGUGUGGGCAUCAAGGGGCCCUUUCUCAUCAUCGCCCCACUCUCUACCAUUGCAAACUGGGAGCGCGAGUUCCGGACGUGGACUCACCUCAACAUCAUCGUCUACCAUGGAAGUAUGGUCAGCAGGCAGAUGCUCCAGCAGUAUGAGAUGUAUUUCAGGGAUGCACAGGGACGUGUGAUACGAGGUGCCUACAGGUUCCAGGCUGUUAUCACCACAUUUGAAAUGAUCCUCGGAGGCUGUCCUGAGCUCAACGCCAUAGAGUGGCGCUGUGUGAUUAUCGAUGAGGCCCAUCGUCUCAAGAACAAGAACUGCAAGCUGCUCGAGGGCUUCAAGCUCAUGAAUCUGGAACACAAGGUCCUGCUGACCGGUACACCUCUGCAAAACACUGUGGAGGAGCUUUUCAGCCUCCUCCACUUCCUGGAGCCGGCACGUUUCCCUUCUGAAAACACCUUCAUGCAGGAGUUUGGAGACCUCAAAACUGAGGAGCAGGUGCAGAAGCUUCAGGGCAUCCUGAAGCCCAUGAUGCUGCGUCGCCUGAAAGAGGAUGUGGAGAAGAAGCUGGCUCCUAAAGAGGAAACCAUCAUUGAGGUUGAGCUCACUAACAUCCAGAAGAAAUACUAUCGGGCCAUUCUUGAGAAGAACUUCUCUUUCCUGGCUAAAGGAGCAGGCCAGUCUAAUAUGCCCAACCUGGUCAACACCAUGAUGGAGCUCAGAAAAUGCUGCAAUCACCCCUACCUCAUCAAAGGGGCAGAAGAGAAGAUCCUCGAGGACUUUAGGGAAGUACACAGUCCUACUGCCAUUGACUUUCACCUGCAGGCGAUGGUGCAGUCUGCUGGGAAGUUGGUCCUUAUUGACAAAUUGCUGCCUAAGAUGAAGGCAGGAGGCCACAAGGUGCUCAUCUUCUCCCAGAUGGUGCGCUGUCUGGAUAUUUUGGAAGACUACCUCAUUCAGAGAAGGUACUUGUAUGAGCGGAUUGAUGGACGUGUUCGUGGAAACCUGCGACAGGCUGCUAUCGACCGCUUCAGUAAGCCCGACUCGGACCGCUUCGUUUUCCUCCUGUGCACAAGAGCUGGCGGCCUGGGAAUCAACCUCACGGCAGCAGACACCUGCAUCAUCUUUGACUCUGACUGGAACCCACAGAACGACCUGCAGGCCCAGGCUCGCUGCCACCGGAUCGGUCAGAACAAAGCAGUGAAGGUGUACCGACUGAUCACCAGGAACUCAUACGAGCGGGAAAUGUUCGAUCGCGCCAGCCUCAAGCUGGGUCUGGACAAAGCCGUGUUGCAGAGCAUGAGCGGCCGGGAUAACAGUCUGGGAGGAAGCACUGGGGGAGGGGCUGUGCAGCAGCAGUUAUCUAAGAAAGAGAUCGAGGAUCUGCUGCGACGUGGCGCCUAUGGGGCCAUCAUGGAUGAAGAGGAUGAAGGGGCCAAAUUCUGUGAGGAGGACAUCGACCAGAUCCUCCAGCGUAGGACAAAGACCAUUACCAUUGAGUCUGAGGGCAGAGGAUCCACUUUUGCUAAGGCCAGUUUUGUUGCAUCUGGAAACCGCACAGACAUUGCACUAGAUGACCCUAAUUUCUGGGACAAGUGGGCCAAAAAGGCUGACAUUGAUAUGGACAUGGCAAAUGGCAGAAACAGCUUGGUGAUCGACACGCCUCGUGUGAGAAAACAGACGAGACCGUUCAGCGCAACCAAGGACGAGUUGGCAGAGCUUUCAGAAGGUGAAAGUGACAGUGACGACACCAAACCUAAACUCAGACGAAACCAUGAUCGUCCGAACAGCUACGGUCGCACAGAGUGCUUCAGAGUGGAGAAGAACUUGCUUGUAUAUGGAUGGGGUCGUUGGAAAGAUAUUCUCAACCAUGGCCGUUUCAAAAAGCAGUUGACUGAGUGGGAUGUGGAGUCGAUCUGCAGGGCCCUGCUGGCUUACUGCCUGGUCCAUUACCGUGGCGAUGACAAAAUCAAGGGCUUCAUGUGGGAUCUCAUCGCCCCUGCUGAGGAUGGACAGACGAAGGAGCUGCAGAAUCACCUGGGCCUGUCAGCCCCAGUCCCUCGGGGCAGGAAGGGUAAGAAGAUGAAGACCCAGUCAAGCUCUUUUGACAUCCACAAAGCUGAGUGGCUUAGGAAACACAACCCCGAGCACAUGCUUCAGGAUGACGGCUACAAAAAGCACUUAAAACACCACUGCAACAAGGUACUGCUCAGGGUCAGAAUGCUCUACUACCUGAAACAAGAGGUGAUAGGAAGCCAGGCCCAGAAGGUGCUAGACGGCGUGGACUCCAGUGAGAUAAAGAUCUGGGUACCAGAUCCUGACCAUUCAGAGCUGCCGGCUCUGUGGUGGGAUGCGAUCUCUGACAAGUGUCUGUUGCUCGGUGUCUUCAAGCAUGGCUACGAGAAGUACAACACAAUUCGUGCAGAUCCUACUCUGUGCUUCUUAGAGCGUGUGGGACGACCGGAUGAGAAGGCCAUUGCCGCCGAGCAGAGAGGCAACGAUUUCAUGGAUGGGGAUGUCGAUGAUCCAGAGUACAAGCCUGCUCCAGCUCUUAUGAAGGACGACAUGGAGGACGACGCCUCUUCUCCUGGAGACUUGGUUGUCUCUGAUAAUGCCGGCGAUGCAGCUCCAGUGACAGAAGGCCAGACUUCCUACUGGCCUUCCCCAUCCGUGUUGACCGCCAGACUGAGGCGACUCAUCACAGCGUCCCAACGCUUUACCAAGAGCCGACAGAUUCUACACAUCCACCAGUCUCAGUCUCAGUCUCAGUCUCAGUCCCAGCAGACUAUGAUGCUUUCUGCUCCACUCUGCCCGCUACCCCCCACACUCAACGAUACACUAAACCCCAAGAUGGCUGCAAAGAUUGAACGCCAGCAAAGGUGGACCAGGCGGGAGGAGGCCGACUUCUACCGGGUUGUCUCCACUUUUGGAGUUGUUUUUGACCCAACCCUUGGCCGUUUUGACUGGACCAAGUUCAGGGCCAUGGCUCGACUGCACAAAAAAACUGAUGAGAGUUUGCAAAAAUAUCUGUGCGCCUUCACCGCCAUGUGUCGACGGGUGUGUCGCCUCCCAUCCAAAGAGGGAGACUCUGCAGUGGACACAUCACUUAACAUCCAACCCAUCACAGAGGAGCGAGCAUCUCGUACCCUUUACAGAGUAGAGUUACUUCGCCAAGUGAGAGAGCAAGUCCUUCGGCAUCCGCUGCUCUUCGAGCGCCUGUCGCUGUGUCAGAUGAGCUCUGACUUGCCUGUAUGGUGGGAGGCUGGUACUCAUGACCGUGACUUGCUAAUUGGUGCUGCAAAGCACGGCGUCAGUCGCACUGAUUACCACAUCCUGAGAGACCCUGAGCUCAGCUUCAUGGCUGCCCAGCGCAACUACAGCCAGACGAAAGCUGCACAGCAGCAGCAUUGCACAGCCACCCCACUCCUGCACCCUCAGUAUCAGGUGACCAGCUCAGGGUUGACAAGCUCUCCACUGCCCCCACCUACCCAGAGAGACGCAGAUCCCAGUAGCAUUGUCCCCAAAGUGGAACCAGCUUCAGAGGAGGAGAAUAAAGAGAGGCAGGGACAAAGAUGGAGCCCCCCACAAGCACCAGCCACUCCCACAGGGCUGGAAGAGAAGCCUGUUUCAGCAGCAAGGGACAGCGAGAGGCAGAUGGUGGCAGCAAGGACCAAACCGCUCACGCCCAACUCUUCAGACAGGAAACCCAAGAAGGCCAGCAAGAGGAGCCGCAGAGAGGCAAGGCGUGGCUCAGAGUCUGAUUCAGAUGGCUCAUCCUCAAGCUCUUCAUCACGCUCCUCUUCUUCGUCGUCAUCAUCUUCUUCCUCCUCAUCACAUUCCGGCUCCGGCUCCUCUUCCUCUUCAUCAUCUUGCUCCUCUGGCUCCUCUUCGUCCUCUUCAUCCUCCUCAUCCUCUUCUGAUGACAGUGACAGUGAGGGAGAAGAAGCGAAGAAGAAAGUGCCUGCAGCAACUAGUGUAAAGGGCUUCGACGAGGACAGCGUGGCAUCGCUGAGCACUACACAGGAUGAAACACAGGACACCCAUGUGGCCGAGAACGGCGUCGCCAACAACAUCUCUCAUCCUUUCCAGGGAGGAGGGUAUAUGUUGGCUGCAUCUUACUGGCCAAAGGAUCGUGUCAUCAUCAACCGUCUGGACAGCAUCUGCCAGGCUGUGCUCAAAGGCAAGUGGCCAGGCCCACGUCGGGUCUACGAGCCUGGAGGUGCUGUGGCCUCCUUCUACACCACCAAGCUACUGGACAACGCCAACAGCCUGUGCGAGGACCCCUCUGCCUCGCCACAGGGGUCAAAGGUGACCAAGCAUGUUGCAGAAAACAAGGAGUUCUCAGUAAAACUCAACGAUCAGGAGGGAGGUCUGAAGUUGACCUUCCAGAAACAGGGUCUACCCCUGAAGAGGCCCCUAGACUCUGAAGAAGGCCCCCAGGCCCAGCAGCAGUACCUGGCCCGGCUUCAUGAGCUGCAGAGUGCUUCGGACACGGGCCUGGCUGACAUCACCAAGCCUCAGACCAGCUUCCAGACUGUUACUCCAGGUCUUACUGGUCAGAUGAGGCUAAAUGGAGCACUGGACGGCCAGCCUGUGGUGAAGAAGCGAAGGGGGAGGAGGAAGAACGUGGAGGGAAUGGACCUGCUCUUCAUAAACAACAAUCGGGUACCUGCUGUUCCCAAUCAGGUUCCUCCGGGAUGGGGGGGUAUUGGCCAGGUGGGUCUGGCUGCAGCCCCUGCGCCCAGCUGCAGCCAGAGCUCUACUCAGGUCUCUGCAGACACUGAAAGCAGGGUCCCUGUUAUCAACCUCAAAGAUGGCACCCGGCUCGCAGGAGAUGACGCUCCCACGAGGAAAGACCUAGAACAAUGGCUGAAAGAGCACCCUGGCUUUGUGGCAGACACCGGAGCCUUUAUCCCAGGGGUAAAUAAGAUGCAAAUGCAGUUCCACUUCCAGGAUGGUCGGCCAAAGCAGAAAAGGCACCGCUGCAGGAACCCCAACAAGAUUGAUGUCAACAGCCUGACAGGAGAGGAGAGGGUCCAGAUCAUCAACAGGAGAAAUGCACGCAAGAUUGGUGGAGCCUUUGCUCCUCCUCUGAAAGACUUGUGCCGGUUCCUUCAGGAAAACCCAGAAUACGGAGUCCCACCUGAAUGGGCUGAUGUAGUAAAACAAUCGGGUUACCUCCCAGAGAGCAUGUUUGACCGGAUCCUGACAGGCCCCAUCGUUCCUGAAGAGGUGAGCCGGCGAGGACGUCGACCGAAGAAUCCCCUGGCAAAGGUAGCAGCAGCUGCAGCAGCCCCCAACCCAGCAGCUUCUGCACUGGGUUUGAACCCUCUGCUGGCUAACGGCCUCCUCUCUGGUAUGGACCUGACCAGUCUGCAGGCCUUUCAACAAAACCUUCAGAGUUUACAGUCCCUUCAGCUCACCGCAGGCCUGAUGGGACUGCCAUCUGAUGCCAGCAACCUGGCUGCAAGUAACUUAGCUGCUAUGUUUCCCAUGAUGCUGUCUGGUAUGGCUGGAUUGCCAAACCUCCUCGGGAUGAGCAACUUACUGGGGAAGACUGCUCAGGAAGCUGCUGGAGGUUCUGAAGAGAAGACAAAGGGAAUCAGCACCUCUGAAACGGGAGAGCCAUCUGCCUCUACAGCCCCCUCUCACACCUCAGACACCAAAGGAGAAAGGACAGAGGGCUCGAAUAUGACUCCUUCCUCCACUUCCAGCUCCGCUCCCUCUGCCACUGCUACACAAAGUGCUUCAGCUGCCUCUGCAGCCUCCAGUCACCCACUGUCUCUUAACCCCUUGUUACUCUCCAGUAUGCUUUACCCAGGGAUGCUUCUCACUCCAGGCCUUAACCUUCCUGUGUCUGCCUCACAGCCCCAGAGCUCAAACAGUGACUCUUCCACCCUUCAACCUGCUGCCCCUCCUCCCCAUCCGCCUGCCACCUCCCAGUCAUCACCACAGGAGGCAGAGUACCCACAGGCAGGGAAGGAUGGAGACGAGGACAACGAGGCACUAGAAGAGGCUUUGGAUGAAGAGGAAGAGGAGGAGGAGGAGGAGGAGGAAUCUGCAGAGCAAAAGGAAAACCGUGGUCACGAAGGUUCAGCGAAAGCUGAGUCAUCUUCAUCAGAGUCUGGGAGCUCAUCCUCAGACGAUUCAGACUCCAGUGAUGAGGACUGAUCCUAUGAAUAUAUAAUUAUAAAUUUAUUUAUGUAUGGCCUAGAAAUGUAAACAUAUAUUCACAUAUAUAUGGAUUUUCCAGCACUUAUGUUGCAAUUUCUUUACAUGUAAAUAUAAGAACUAACUACGAUGUUGUGUAAUAAAUGCUACAAAAACAAAACAAAAAAAUAAAUAAAAAAAGUAACAACUGACUUAAAAAGGAACUGAAAUAAACAGAUGUUUGUUCACAAGGUACAGUCUUGUUUUGAGACAUUUUGCAUGUCAGACUUUAGUAGAUUUCUGAAUUCUGUGAACUUGUACCACACAAUUAUGUACAAUUGCAACGAAAAAGGCAUUAUUGUAAUUAUGUCGGGAUUAAUUUUAUUAAAAAAGUGAAACCACAUCAA